Eublepharis macularius is the source of this 1285-nucleotide messenger RNA. RefSeq names its product mono-ADP ribosylhydrolase 1 (gene MACROD1). Lineage: Eukaryota; Metazoa; Chordata; Lepidosauria; Squamata; Eublepharidae. The record is from RefSeq and is a predicted model, not a curated record. Bases 165 to 1109 code for a protein of 314 amino acids. Gene Ontology annotation, cellular component: nucleoplasm. Gene Ontology annotation, molecular function: ADP-ribosylglutamate-[protein] hydrolase activity. Gene Ontology annotation, biological process: DNA damage response; purine nucleoside metabolic process; peptidyl-glutamate ADP-deribosylation. The transcript is spliced from 11 exons.
UGUCGUGUGUUGUGGCAGCAGCUGCUGCAGCUAGCAACACUAUCCCACUCUCCCACCUAAAUACCAGGUGUUAUAAAUAAGGGAGAAGAAUUUCUCUGGCUGGCUGAAGGGCCAACCAGAGAAGCAGGCUGGGAGCCCAGUUAAUUCCCCUUAGUCUUGCAACCAUGCCAGGAUUCCUUAUGCCCCUGCGAAACAGCAGGCUGUCUGGAGCCCUUGGGAGGUUGUGGAGGGUGUGGGGCAGCUGCCCUAUAGCACUGCAAGGAGGUGGAAGGAAGGGUGCGUGUAGUGGAGGCAGGGUCCCCAGCUGCAGCGUGCCAAAGCACUGGGUGUUUACAAAGGGCAUUCGGAGCUGGGCAGCGGCUCCUCUAUUGGCUAUGGCAGCCAAGGUGGAUUUGACCUCAUGCACUGACUGGAAGGAGGCUAAAUCGUUUCUGAAAGGGUUGAAUGCUAAGCAGAGGCGAGACCAUUAUUUCACCAAAGAUUUUAUUAAACUGAAGCAAAUACCCACGUGGAAAGAAAUGGCAAAAAGUGCCCGACUUAAGCCUCCAGAAGAGACCGCCUAUUCAAAGGACAAUCACCUGAACGAGAAGAUCUCGCUGUUCCGUGGCGAUAUCACUAAGCUGGAGGUGGACGCAGUUGUCAACGCUGCUAACAGUUCCCUGCUGGGAGGCGGCGGCGUGGACGGCUGCAUUCAUCGUGCUGCGGGGCAUUUGCUCAAAGAGGAAUGCCGGACCCUAAACGGAUGCGAGACCGGCAAAGCCAAAAUCAGCUGCGGGUACCGUCUCCCAGCCAAGAAUGUCAUUCAUACUGUAGGCCCCAUUGCUCAAGGGGAACCCAGUGCUACCCAAGAGGCGGAACUCAGUAACUGUUACAAGAACAGCCUGAAGCUCGCUGUGGAGAACAAGCUACGGACUGUGGCCUUUCCCUGCAUUUCUACGGGUGUGUUUGGCUACCCCAACGAGGCCGCUGCCAAGGUUGUGCUGAACACACUGCGCCAGUGGCUGGAGGAAAACAAGGAGAAGGUCGACAGAAUUAUCCUCUGUGUCUUCCUAGACACAGAUGAGAUGAUCUACAAGGAAAAACUGCCCGAGAUCUUCCCCAUCGCUUGACCACAGUUCCCAGUCUCUGAAGGGGAUGCCUGUGGAGACCUGCACUCCCGUCUCUGAGCUUCCUUCACUCUGGCCAGUUGGCACAAGACAUCUCAUAUUUGGAAGAGGGGAGGCGGUGGGGCGGGGGGAGAAAAACAAGCUCUGCAGCUGCUAUUGGAAUAAAUUAUGUACCUCCA